AUGACAGAAAGCACAACAUAUUCCUUAAUUCCUAUAAAUUCAGAACCUACAACUAAACCUGUAACAACUACAGCUUUCAGCACAUCAUCACCGACAACAACAAAUCACUUCCAGAACAACAAGUGCAUCUUCAACAACACCUACCACUUCAGAAACAACAAGUGCAUCUUCAACAACUCCUACAACUUCAGAAACAUCAAGUGCAUCUUCAACAACUCCUACCACUUUCGGAACAACAAUUGCAUCUUCAACAACUCCUACCACUUCCGAAACAACAAAAACAUCAAGUGCAUCUUCAACAACUCCUACCACUUUCGGAACAACAAGUUCAUCUUCAACAACUCCUACCACUUCUGGAACAACAAGUGCAUCUUCAACAACACCUACCACUUUCGGAACAUCAAGUGCAUCUUCAACAACUCCUACCACUUCCGGAACGACAAGUGCCUCUUCAACAACUCCUAUCACUUUCGGAACGACAAGUGCAUCUUCAACAACUCCUACCACUUCAGAAACAACAAGUGCAUCUUCAACAACUCCUACCACUUCCGGAACGACAAGUGCCUCUUCAACAACUCCUAUCACUUCCGGAACGACAAGUGCAUCUUCGACAACUCCUACCACUUCCGGAACGACAAGUGCAUCUUCAACGACUCCUACCACUUCCGGAACAACAAAAACAACAAGUGCAUCUUCAACAACUCCUACCACUUCCGGAACGACAAGUGCCUCUUCAACAACUCCUAUCACUUCCGGAACGACAAGUGCAUCUUCGACAACUCCUACCACUUCCGGAACAACAAGUGCAUCUUCAACGACUCCUACCACUUCCGGAACAACAAAACAAGUGCAUCUUCAACAUUUCCUACCACUUCCGGAACAACAAGUGCAUCUUCAACAACUCCUAGCACUUCAGAAACAUCAAUUGCAUCUUCAACAACUCCUACCACUUUCGGAACAACAAGUACAUCUUCAACAACUCCUACCACUUCCGGAACAACAAGUGCAUCUUCAACAACUCCUACCACUUUAGAAACAUCAAGUGCAUCUUCACAAACUCCUACCACUUCCGAAACAACAAGUGCAUCUUUAACAACUCUUACCACUUCCGGAACAACAAGUGCAUCUUCAACAACUCCUACCUCUUCCGAAACAACAAGUGCAUCUUUAACAACUCUUACCACUUCCGGAACAACAAGUGCAUCUUCAACAACUCCUACCUCUUCCGGAACAACAAGUGCAUCUUCAACAACUCCUACGACUUCAGAAACAUCAAGUGCAUCUUCAACAACUCCUUCCACUUUCGGAACAACAAGUGCAUCUUCAACAACUCCUACCACUUCCAGAACAACAAGUGCAUCUUCAACAACUCCUACCACUUCAGAAACAUCAAGUGCAUCUUCAACAACUCCUACCACUUUCGGAACAACAAGUGCAUCUUCAACAACUCCUACCACUUCAGAAACAUCAAGUGCAUCUUCAACAACUCCUACCACUUCCGGAACAACAAUUGCAUCUUCAACAACUCCUACCACUUCAGAAACAUCAAGUGCAUCUUCAACAACUCCUACCACUUCAGAAACAACAAGUGUAUCUUUAACAACUCCUAGCACUUCCGGAACAACAAGUGCAUCUUCAACAACUCCUACCACUUCAGAAACAUCAAGUGCAUCAUCAACAACACCUACCACUUCCGGAAAAACAAGUGCAUCUUUAACAACUCCUACGACUUCAGAAACAACAAGUGCAUCUUCAACAACUCCUACCACUUCCGGAACAACAAGUGCAUCUUUAACAACUCCUACCACUUCCGGAACAACAAGUGCAUUUUCAACAACUCCUACCACUUCAGAAACAACAAGUGCAUCUUCAACAACUCCUACCACUUCCGAAACAACAAAUGCAUCUUUAAACACUCCUACCACUUCUGAAACAACAAGUGCAUCUUCAACAACUCCUAGCACUUCCGGAACAACAAGUGCAUCUUCAACAACUCCUACCACUUCCGGAACAACAAGUGCAUCUUUAACAACUCCUACCACUUCCGGAACAACAAGUGCAUCUUUAACAACUCCUACCACUUCCGGAACAACAAGUGCAUCUUCAACAACUCCUACCACUUCAGAAACAUCAAGUGCAUCUUCAACAACUCCUACCACUUUCGGAACAACAAGUACAUCUUCAACAACUCCUACCACUUCUGGAACAUCAAGUGCAUCUUCAACAACUCCUACCACUUCAGAAACAACAAGUGCAUCUUCAACAACUCCUACCACUUCAGAAACAACAAGUGCAUCUUCAACAACUCCUACCACUUCCGGAACAACAAGUGCAUCUUCAACAAAUCCUACCAGUUCCGGAACAACAAGUGCAUCUUCAACAACUCCUACCACUUCCGGAACAACAAGUGCAUCUUCAACAACUCCUACCACUUCCGGAACAACAUUUGCAUCUUCAACAACUCCUACCACAUCCGGAACAACAAGUGCAAUUUUACACACUCCUACCACUUCAGAAAUAACAAGUGCAUCUUCAACAUCUCCUACCACUUCCGGAACAACAAGUGCAUCUUCAAACACUCCAACCACUUCCGGAACAACAAGUGCAUCUUUAACAACUCCUACCACUUCCGGAUCAACAAGUGCUUUUUCAACAACUCCUACCACUUCAGAAACAACAAGUGCAUCUUUAACAACUCCUACCACUUUCGGAACAACAAGUGCAUCUUCAACAACUCCUACCACUUCCGGAACAACAAGUGCAUCUUCAACAACUCCUACCACUUCCGGAACAACAAGUGCAUCUUCAACAACUCCUACCACUUCCGGAACAACAAGUGCAUCUUCAACAACUCCUACCACUUCCGGAACAACAAGUGCAUCUUUAACAACUCCUACCACUUCCGGAACAACAAGUGCAUCUUUAACAACUCCUACCACUUCAGAAACAACAAGUGCAUCUUCAACAACUCCUACCACUUCAGAAACAUCAAGUGCAUCUUCAACAACUCCUACCACUUCCGGAACAACAAGUGCAUCUUCAACAACUCCUACCACUUCCGGAACAACAAGUGCAUCUUCAACAACUCCUACCACUUCCGGAACAACAAGUGCAUCUUUAACAACUCCUACCACCUCAGAAACAACAAGUGCAUCUUCAACAACUCUUACCACUUCUGGAACAACAAGUGCAUCUUCAACAACUCCUACCACUUCAGAAACAUCAAGUGCAUCUUCAACAACUCCUACCACUUCCGGAACAACAAGUGCAUCUUCAACAACUCCUAUCACUUCAGAAACAUCAAGUGCAUCUUCAACAACUCCUACCACUUCCGAAACAACAAGUGCAUCUUCAACUACUCCUACCACUUCCAGAACAACUAGUGCAUCUUCAACAACUCCUACCACUUCCGGAACAACAAGUGCAUCUUCAACAACUCCUACCACUUCAGAAACAACAUUUUUGUCUUCAACAACUCCAACCACUUCAGUAACAUCAACUGCAUCUUCAAAAACUCCUACCACUUCCGAAACAACAAUUGCAUCUUUAACAAUUACAAACGUUAGUACAACUUUACAAACAACAUCAGAUGUAACAACAGACAGCACAUUAGUGUCCUCAACAACUCCUACCACUUCAGAAACAACAAGUGCAUCUUCAACAACUCCUACCACUUCCGGAUCAACAAGUGCAUCUUCAACAACUCAUACCACUUCCGGAACAACAAGUGCAUCUUCAACAACUCCUAUCACUUCAGAAACAUCAAGUGCAUCUUCAACAACUCAUACCACUUCCGUAACAACAAGUGCAUCUUCAACAACUCCUACCACUUCAGAAAUAUCAAGUGCAUCUUCAACAACUCCUACCACUUUCGGAACAACAAGUACAUCUUUAACAACUUCAACCACUUCCGGAACAAGUGCAUCUUCAACAACUCCUACCACUUCCGGAACAACAAGUGCAUUUUCAACAACUCAUACCACUUCCGGAACAACAAGUGCAUCUUCAACAACUCCUACCACAUCAGAAACAUCAAUUGCAUCUUUAACAACUCAUAACACUUCCGGAACAACAAGUGCAUCUUCAACAACUCCUACCACUUCAGAAAUAUCAAGUGCAUCUUCAACAACUCCUACCACUUUUGGAACAACAAGUGCAUCUUUAACAACUCCUACCACUUCCGGAACAACAAGUGCAUCUUUAUCAACUCCUACCACUUCCAGAACAACAAGUGCAUCUUCAACAACUCCUACCACUUCAGAAACAGCAAGUGCAUCUUCAACAACUCCUACCACUUCUGGAACAACAAGUGCAUCUUCAACAACUCCUACCAAUUCAGAAACAACAAGUGCAUCUUUAACAACUCCUACCACUUCCGGAACAACAUUUGCUUCUUCAACAAUUCCUACCACUUCCGGAACAACAAGUGCAUCUUCAACAACUCCUACCACUUCAGAAACAACAAGUGCAUCUUUAACAACUCCUACCACUUCCGGAACAAGUGCAUCUUCAACAACUCCUACCACUUCCGGGACAACAAGUGCAUUUUCAACAACUCAUACCACUUCCGGAACAACAAGUGCAUCUUCAACAACUCCUACCACAUCAGAAACAUCAAGUGCAUCUUUAACAACUCAUACCACUUCCGGAACAACAAGUGCAUCUUCAACAACUCCUACCACUUCAGAAAUAUCAAGUGCAUCUUCAACAACUCCUACCACUUUCGGAACAACAAGUGCAUCUUUAACAACUCCUACCACUUCCGGAACAACAAGUGCAUCUUUAUCAACUCCUACCACUUCCGGAACAACAAGUGCAUCUUCAACAACUCCUACCACUUCAGAAACAGCAAGUGCAUCUUCAACAACUCCUAUCACUUCCGGAACAACAAUUGUAUCUUCAACAACUCCUACCACUUUAGGAACAACAAGUGCAUUUUCAACAACUCCUACCACUUCAGAAACAACAAGUGCAUCUUCAACAACUCCUACCACUUCUGGAACAACAAGUGCAUCUUCAACAACUCCUACCAAUUCAGAAACAACAAGUGCAUCUUUAACAACUCCUACCACUUCCGGAACAACAUUUGCAUCUUCAACAAUUCCUACCACUUCCGGAACAACAAGUGCAUCUUCAACAACUCCUACCACUUCAGAAACAACAAGUGCAUCUUCAACAACUUCUACAACUUCAGAAACAACAAGUGCAUCUUCAACAACUCCUAUCACUUCUGGAACAACAAUUGCAUCUUCAACAACUCCUGCCACUUCUGGAACAACAAGUGCAUUUUCAACAACUCCUACCACUUCAGAAACAUCAAGUGCAUCUUCAACAACUCCUACCACUUCCGGGUCAACAAGUGCAUCUUCAACAACUCUUAUCACUUCCGGAACAACAAGUGCAUCUUCAACAACUCCUACCACUUCCGGAACAACAUUUGCAUCUUCAACAACUCCUACCACACCCGGAACAACAAGUGCAUCUUUAACAACUCCUACCACUUCCGGAACAACAAGUGCAUCUUCAACAUCUCCUACCACUUCCGGAUCAACAAGUGCAUCUUCAACAACUCCUAUCACUUCCGGAACAACAAGUGCAUCUUCAACAACUCCUACCACUUCCGGAACAACAUUUGCAUCUUCAACAACCCCUACCACUUCCGGAACAACAAGUCCAUCUUCAACAACUCCUACCACAUCCGGAACAACAAGUGCAUCUUCAACAACUCCUACCACUUCAGAAACAACAAGUGCAUCUACAACAACUCCUACCACUUCAGAAACAUCAAGUGCAUCUUCAACAACUCCUACCACUUCCGGAACAAUAAGUGCAUCUUCAACAACUCCUACCACUUUUGGAACAACAAGUGCAUCUUCAACAACACCUACCACUUCAGGAACAACAAGUGCAUCUUUAUCAACACCUACCACUUCCGGAACAACAAGUGCAUCUUCAACUACUCCUACCAUUUCCGGAACAACAAUUGCAUCUUUAACAACUCCUACCACUUUUGGAACAACAAGUGCAUCUUUAACAACUCCUUCCACUUCCGGAACAACAAGUGCAUCUUCAACAACUCCUACCACUUCAGAAACAUCAAGUGCAUCUUCAACAACUCCUAUCACUUCCGGAACAACAAGUGCAUCUUUAACAACUCCUACCACUUCCGGAACAACAAGUGCAUCUUUUACAACUCCUACCACUUCAGAAACAACAAGUGCAUCUUCAACAACUCCUACCACUUCCGGAACAAUAAGUGCAUCUUCAACAUCUCCUACCACUUCCGGAACAUCAAGUGCAUCUUUAACAACUCCUACCACUUCCGGAACAACAAGUGCAUCUUUUACAACUCCUACCACUUCAGAAACAACAAGUGCAUCUUCAACAACUCCUACCACUUCCGGAACAAUAAGUGCAUCUUCAACAUCUCCUACCACUUUUGGAACAACAAGUGCAUCUUCAACAACUCCUACCACUUCCGAAACAUCAAGUGCAUCUUUAACAACUCCUACCACUUCCGGAACAACAAGUGCAUCUUCAACAACUUCUACCACUUCCGGAUCAACAAGUGCAUCUUCGACAACUCCUACCACUUCAGGAACAACUAGUGCAUCUUUAAAAACUCCUACCACUUCAGAAACAACAAGUGCAUUUUCAACAACUCCUACCACUUCCGGAUUAACAAGUGCAUCUUCAACAACUCCUAUCACUUCCGGAAUAACAAGUGCAUCUUCAACAACUCUUACCACUUCCGGAACAACAAGUGCAUCUUCAACAACUCCUACCACUUCCGGAACAACAAGUGCAUCUUCAACAACUCCUACCACUUCCGGUACAACAAGUGCAUCUUCAACAACUCCUACCACUUCCGGAACAACAAGUGCAUCUUCAACAACUCCUACCACUUCCGGAACAACAAGUGCAUCUAUAACAACUCCUAGCACUUCAGAAACAACAAGUGCAUCUUCAACACCUUCUAUCACUUCCGGAACAACAAGUGCAUCUUCAACAACUUCUACCACUUCCGGAACAACAAGUGCAUCUAUAACAACUCCUACCACUUCCGGAUUAACAAGUGCAUCUUCAACAACUCCUAUCACUUCCGGAAUAACAAGUGCAUCUUCAACAACUCUUACCACUUCCGGAACAACAAGUGCAUCUUCAACAACUCCUACCACUUCCGGAACAACAAGUGCAUCUUCAACAACUCCUACCACUUCCGGAACAACAAGUGCAUCUUCAACAACUCCUACCACUUCCGGAACAACAAGUGCAUCUUCAACAACUCCUACCACUUCCGGAACAACAAGUGCAUCUAUAACAACUCCUACCACUUCCGGAACAACAAGUGCAUCUUCAACACCUCCUAUCACUUCCGGAACAACAAGUGCAUCUUCAACAACUUCUACCACUUCCGGAACAACAAGUGCAUCUUUAACAACUCCUACCACUUCCGGAACAACAAGUGCAUCUUCAACAACUCAUACCACUUCAGAAACAACAAGUGCAUCUUCAACAACUCCUACCACUUCAGAAACAUUAAGUGCAAGUGCAUCUUCAACAACUCCUACCACUUCCGGAACAACAAGUGCAUCUAUAACAACUCCUACCACUUCCGGAACAACAAGUGCAUCUUCAACACCUCCUAUCACUUCCGGAACAACAAGUGCAUCUUCAACAACUCCUACCACUUCCGGAACAACAAGUGCAUCUAUAACAACUCCUACCACUUCUGGAACAACAAGUGCAUCUUCAACAACUCAUACCACUUCAGAAACAACAAGUGCAUCUUCAACAACUCCUACCACUUCAGAAACAUCAAGUGCAUUUUCAAUAACUCCUACCACUUCAGAAACAACAAGUGCAUUUUCAAUAACUCCUACCACUUCAGAAACAACAAGUGCAUCCUUACCAACUCCUACCACUUCAGAAACAACAAGUGCAUCUUCAACAACUCCUACCACUUCAGAAACAACAAGUACAUUUCCAACAAAUACAGACACUAGUACAACUUUACACACAACAACAGGUGUGACAACAGAAAGAACAAUAUCUUCCUCAUUAGCUCCCCAAACUACAACUGGACAUGCAACAAGUACAGCUGCAGCUUUAAGUGCAGUUUCAUCAACAGCUGUGUCCACAGAAAGUAUUUCAUUUUCCUCAACCACCCCAACAACAAUAAAAAGUGUAACAGCACCUGUAACAAGCAAAACUGCAGCUUCAAGUACAGCUCCAUCAACAGGUGUGACAACAGAAAGAACAAUAUUUUCUUCACUAGCUCCCCAAACUACAACUGCACCUGCAUCAAGUACAACUCCAGCUAUAAGUGCAGUUUCAUCCACAGCUGUGUCCACAGAAAGUAGUACAUUUUCCUCAACCACCCCAGCAACUUUAAAACCUGUAACAGCACCUGGAACAAGCACAACUGCAGCUUCAAUUACAGCUCCAUCCACAUCAACGGGUGUAACAUCAGAGAGCACAAGAUUUUCUUCAACAACUCCUACCAUUACAGAAACACCAGCUGUACCAACAACAAACACAACUAAAACUUUAACUAUAGCUCCAUCCACAGCAACAGCUAUGACCACGGAAAGCAUAUCAAUGUCAUCAAGCAUUCCUCUCCUUCUAAAAACUACUAAGCUUGCAACAAGCACAAUUGCUGCUUUAUCAACAACACCUACAACUUCUCAAACUGCAUCUUCUACUACCACGAAAGCUUCCACAAGAACCGUGUUGACUCCAGAAAGCACAACUUUUGCCUCAACAAUUGCAUCAGUAUUGACUACAAUUACGUCUUCCACUAUGACCUUAUCUUCCCCUAUUGCACAUGCACCAACAACUACAGCUUUCACAAUCACAACUUUGCCUACAGAUUCUAGAUCAGCUACAACCUCAACUCGUACAUCACCAACAAUGUAUAAAUCUACAGAAGGUUUAACAGCACCUGCAACAACCACAUUUAAACUUUCCACAAGCACUAUAGUACCUUCAAUUACCUCAACAUCAACUCCAACCUCAACUAAAACUACUGCCAUUCCAACAAAAAGUGCUUCUCUAGCAGCAACAAUGUCAACAACUAUAAAUCCCACAAGCUCAUCUAAAGCACAAGGUUCAAACACAACCACACAUCAAACCACAACUGCAUUUCAAGUCACAACUGCACCUUUAUCAAGUACAACUAUAGCUUUUACAAAGACAGUUCCAGCACUGAGCCAAACAACACAUUUUACCAGAACAACUACACCUCCAAUAACCACAACUGUGUCUCCGGAAAACAUAACUGUAGCUGUGACAAUUACAUCUUCAACCUCAGUAAGUGCAACAGCUACUUCAAGGAUGAUUAUAGCUCCAACCACUACAACUCCAACAAAAACAACUGAAGCUUCAACUGUAUCAUCUACAACUUUGACUGUUCCCACUACAACAAGCAGUGCUGAACCUUUGGUCUCUCACAUGUCAACAAGCAAGUUCCCAGUGACUUUGAAUCAAAUAUCUGGUUCAGCAGUGGUGACAAGCAAACUAGUGUUCAACUCCUUAUCUCCAGUCCCCAGUGAAACUCUGGUGCUCAGUGCUAUCCAAACCCUCAGGGACUCAAAAGAGUCACAACUUGGUGAAUCCGUGAAGGUGGCGAAUGUCACUUAUGAAAGAAUCUCAGACACCUCCUAUGCAGUCAUCAUUAUAUUUACUCUGAGUAACAUCAGCAUCCCAGAAGACCCUGAUCUAAAAAAGAACACUUACAAUCAAGUGCAAAAUACUGUCAAUACUGCGCUGAACACUCUUCUGAAUGGGCCUACCUCUCCAGUUUUUGAACCCACAUCCUCUGACUUCACGAGCACAUCAGACCAAAUUAAUGGCAUGAUGGUUUACACCUUCCAAGAUGGAGAUGCGAUACAACCAGUCAGCUUCCUAGAUUUGCUUCGUUUACCAAUAGGAUCAACAACUACAACUGUGUUUCCUCUGACAUCAAGCAAAUUCCCAUUGACGUCUCAGAAACCACUAUCUGGAUCAGCAGUGGUGACAAGCAAACUGGUGUUUAACUCCUCAUCUCCAGUCCCCAGUGAAACUCUGGUGCUCAGUGCUAUCCAAACCCUCUGGGACUCAAGAAAGUCAAAACUUGGUGAAUCCGUGAAGGUGGCGAAUGUCACUUAUGAAAAAAUCUCAGACACCUCAUAUGCAGUCAUCAUUACAUUAACUCUGAGUAACAUCAGCAUCCCAGAAGACCCUGAGCUCAAAAACAACACUUACAAUCAAGUGCAAAAUACUGUCAAUACUGCGCUGAACACUCUUCUGAAUGGGCCUACCUCUCCAGUUUUUGAACCCACGUCCUCUGACUUCACGAGCACACCAGAUCAAAUUAAUGGCAUGAUGGUUUACACCUUCCAAGAUGGAGAUGCGAUACAACCAGUUAGCUUCCUGGAUCUGCUUCGCUUACCGAUAGGAUCAACAACUACCACUGUGUCUCCUCUGACAUCAAGCAAAUUCCCAUUGACGUCUCAGAAACCACUAUCUGGUUCAGCAGUGGUGACAAGCAAACUGGUGUUCAACUCCUCAUCUCCAGUCCCCAGUGAAGCUCUGGUGCUCAGUGCUAUCCAAACCCUCAGAGAUUCCAGAGAGUCACAACUUGGUGAAUCUGUGAAGGUGGCGAAUGUCACUUAUGAAAAAAUCUCAGACACCUCCUAUGCAGUCAUCAUUAUAUUUACUCUGAGUAACAUCAGCAUCCCAGAAGACCCUAAUCUAAAAAACAACACUUACAGUCAAGUGCAAAAUACUGUCAAUACUGCGCUGAACACUCUUCUGAAUGGGCCUAAUUCUACAGUUUUUGAACCCACAUCCUCUGACUUCACGAGCACACCAGAUCAAAUUAAUGGCAUGAUGGUUUACACCUUCCAAGAUGGAGAUGCGAUACAACCAGUUAGCUUCCUAGAUCUACUUCGUUUACCAAUAGGAUCAACAACUACAACUGUGUCUCCUCUGACAUCCAGCAAAUUCCCAUUGACGUCUCAGAAACCACUAUUUGGUUCAGCAGUGGUGACAAGCAAACUGGUGUUCAACUCCUCAUCUCCAGUCCCCAGUGAAGCUCUGGUGCUCAGUGCUAUCCAAACCCUCAGAGAUUCCAGAGAGUCACAACUUGGUGAAUCCGUGAAGGUGGCGAAUGUCACUUAUGAAAAAAUCUCAGACACCUCCUAUGCAGUCAUCAUUAUAUUUACUCUGAGUAACAUCAGCAUCCCAGAAGACCCUAAUCUAAAAAACAACACUUACAAUCAAGUGCAAAAUACUGUCAAUACUGCGCUGAACACUCUUCUGAAUGGGCCUAAUUCUACCGUUUUUGAACCCACGUUCUCUGACUUCACGAGCACACCAGAUCAAAUUAAUGGCCUGAUGGUUUACACCUUCCAAGAUGGAGAUGCGAUACAACCAGUUAGCUUCCUAGAUCUGCUUCGUUUACCAAUAGGAUCAACAACUACAACUGUAUCUUCUCUGACAUCAAGUAAAUUCCCAUUGACGUCUCAGAAUCCACUAUCUGGAUCAGCAGUGGUGACAAGCAAACUGGUGUUCAACUUCUCAUCUCCAGUCCCCAGUGAAACUCUGGUGCUCAGUGCUAUCCAAACCCUCAGAGAUUCCAGAGAGUCACAACUUGGUGAAUUCGUGAAGGUGGCGAAUAUCACUUAUGAAAAAAUCUCAGACACCUCCUAUGCAGUCAUCAUUAUAUUUACUCUGAGUAACAUCAGCAUCCCAGAAGACCCUAAUCUAAAAAACAACACUUUCAAUCAAGUGCAAAAUACUGUCAAUACUGCGCUGAACACUCUUCUGAAUGGGCCUAAUUCUACCGUUUUUGAACCCACGUUCUCUGACUUCACGAGCACACCAGAUCAAAUUAAUGGCCUGAUGGUUUACACCUUCCAAGAUGGAGAUGCGAUACAACCAGUUAGCUUCCUAGAUCUGCUUCGUUUACCAAUAGGAUCAACAACUACAACUGUGUCUCCUCUGACAUCAAGCAAAUUCCCAUUGACGUCUCAGAAACCACUAUCUGGAUCAGCAGUGGUGACAAGCAAACUGGUGUUCAACUCCUCAUCUCCAGUCCCCAGUGAAACUCUGGUGCUCAGUGCUAUCCAAACCCUCAGAGAUUCAAGAGAGUCACAACUUGGUGAAUCCGUGAAGGUGGCGAAUGUCACUUAUGAAAAAAUCUCAGACACCGCCUAUGCAGUCAUCAUUAUAUUUACUCUGAGUAACAUCAGCAUCCCAGAAGACCCUAAUCUAAAAAACAACACUUACAAUCAAGUGCAAAAUACUGUCAAUACUGCGCUGAACACUCUUCUGAAUGGGCCUAAUUCUACAGUUUUUGAACCCACGUCUUCUGACUUCACGAGCACACCAGAUCAAAUUAAUGGCCUGAUGGUUUACACCUUCCAAGAUGGAGAUGCGAUACAACCAGUUAGCUUCCUAGAUCUGCUUCGUUUACCAAUAGGAUCAACAACUACAACCCUGUCUCCUAUGACAUCCAGCAAAUUCCCAUUGACGUCUCAGAAACCACUAUCUGGUUCAGCAGUGGUGACAAGCAAACUGGUGUUCAACUCCUCAUCUCCAGUCCCCAGUGAAACUCAGGUGCUCAGUGCUAUCCAAACUCUAAGGAACUCAAGAGAGUCACAACUUGGUGAAUCUGUGAAGGUGGCGAAUGUCACUUAUGAAAAAAUCUCAGACACCUCCUAUGCAGUCAUCAUUAUAUUUACUCUGAGUAACAUCAGCAUCCCAGAAGACCCUAAUCUAAAAAACAACACUUACAGUCAAGUGCAAAAUACUGUCAAUACUGCGCUGAACACUCUUCUGAAUGGGCCUAAUUCUACAGUUUUUGAACCCACAUCCUCUGACUUCACGAGCACACCAGAUCAAAUUAAUGGCCUGAUGGUUUACACCUUCCAAGAUGGAGAUGCGAUACAACCAGUUAGCUUCCUAGAUCUGCUUCGUUUACCAAUAGGAUCAACAACUACAACUGUGUCUUCUCUGACAUCAAGCAAAUUCCCAUUGACGUCUCAGAAACCACUAUCUGGUUCAGCAGUGGUGACAAGCAAACUGGUGUUCAACUCCUCAUCUCCAGUCCCCAGUGAAACUCAGGUGCUCAGUGCUAUCCAAACCCUCAGAGAUUCCAGAGAGUCACAACUUAAUGAAUCUGUGAAGGUGGCGAAUGUCACUUAUGAAAAAAUCUCAGACACCUCCUAUGCAGUCAUCAUUAUAUUUACUCUGAGUAACAUCAGCAUCCCAGAAGACCCUAAUCUAAGAAACAGCACUUACAAUCAAGUGCAAAAUACUGUCAAUACUGCGCUGAACACUCUUCUGAAUGGGCCUAAUUCUACAGUUAUUGAACCCACGUCCUCUGACUUCACGUAA
Messenger RNA from Paramisgurnus dabryanus, 13383 nucleotides. NCBI's taxonomy places the organism in Eukaryota, Metazoa, Chordata, Actinopteri, Cypriniformes, Cobitidae. The record is from RefSeq and is a predicted model, not a curated record.